Messenger RNA from Lucilia sericata (common green bottle fly), 4085 nucleotides. RefSeq lists its product as uncharacterized. NCBI's taxonomy places the organism in Eukaryota, Metazoa, Arthropoda, Insecta, Diptera, Calliphoridae. The record is from RefSeq and is a predicted model, not a curated record.
AUUUCAAAACGUACAUUACUUUAGAAGUAAUACACAUUUUAUGUAAAAAUUCUUCAGAAAAAAGUAAAUAUUAUUAAAUUUCUGCUAAUUAGUUUAAAAAAAAUGUGUUAUUUCAAUACAUCUACAUGUGUAUACACAUUUUUGUAUAUUUUAUGUAAAAUUUAACACAAUUUUUUUUGUUUGUACACAAGCUGUAUGUAUUGUAAUUUACCACCAUCAUGACAGCACAAGAAGAAGUUAAUACCAAUUUAAAGAAUUUGUUGUGUAAGUGGAAAUUGGAUUGUCUUUUACCUCAUCUACUCGCAGAAAAAAUUGAUAUAGACAUUUUACAAAUGAUGAAACUCUCCCACAUAAGAAUAUUACUAUACAAUUUUCCACUGGGCAUACAAAUACGUUUCGAAUAUAACUUAGAACAAUGGCGUAAAGAUAUCGGAAGACCUUUUCAACAAACGAUGCCAACAAGUGAUGAUCGAUUUCACAUUUUGACAACAGAGAGUAACUUUAAAGAUGAAUUAGUUAAAAGUAAAGAAAAUAGAGAAAUACAAACUGAUCUUAAAAUGUACGAUAUAAAUAAUACUACAACACAAACAAAUCAAGAAAAUAACAAUGAAAAUUUAGAAGAUGCUAGCUGCAGCGUUUCAUUUAUAUCGGACGAUGAUCCAUUGAAAGAGUUAAGAGCAGACAAAUCGAGUACAUUUAAAACUCCUCAAACAAUAACACAUGUGGACCUGCGUACCAUUUUAUUGCGUUCUGAAAGCGGUCUUGGUCUUAUUAAGAACUAUCGUUUCCGCAGACGUUUCUCAAAUACCGAACGUAGACUUUUAAUUUCCAUCAUUGUCAAAUACCAUUUGGAUUAUAAUCUUGAAUUUAAUAAAGAGAUCAGUUAUAAUUUAGAAAGAGAUAUUACGAAAAUGUUUCGUACUGAAAUGUUGAGUUUCUAUAGAACUUCCACAAGUGAUAAAAUCUAUAAGAGCUAUAUAAAAGCUAAAGCUGCUCGGGAAGGCGUUAAUUUUCUGAAUGAAUCAAAUAGUAAUAGUAUGAAUAAUGCAUCAGCUAUUAAGGAAACCAAUAAUGAAAUUGAAGAGUAUCUGUUUGAGAGUCAAUUAAUGAAUGACGAUUACACUACGAAUUCUACUAAUAAGUCUGAUGUUUCGCACUUCGAGAAGGACUAUAAUGAUAGUGUUGCGAGUGAUAAUAAUACAUCUCUAACGGAUUUUAUUAAAAUUGAGCCAGAAGUUCUUAGUGAUACAUCUUCUAUCGAUUCGAUGGCACUGGCAUAUCAAACCUAUAAGAAUAAGUUAAAGCAAACGGCAGAAUGCGAACGACCAUUUAAAAACUUUAGAAUACCCUGGCAUAAGUUACCAUCCGAAAUUAUAAAUUUGUUGGAGAAUAAAGAAUCGUUGGGAAAAGGUUUAAAUGUUAUAGCAAAUUUAAUCGUCGAUGAACUGCGUUGCAUUUCAACUCAUAUACCAUUGCGCAUUUUCCGCGCAAUAGCCCAACAGGCAAUCAUCAAAUAUCCACAUGCGUUUUUGGACAAAGAUAAUAUAGGAAAACUUAAUCCAUUAUCAACGACAUCGGUGCCAUUGUUGUCGAGAAUGCGCAAUAGAAAUAAUAAUUUAAAUCGUGAGAAAAAUCUUGCGAAAAUUUUUGCCAACAACACACUCACGCACAUUAACAGUUUAAAUGUAAACAUGGUGGAUAAUAAAGUAAUGGAUUUAAAACAAUUGUUGACCUCUUGGAAAUUGGAAAAUAUUUUACCCCAUUUAAUUGAGGAAGAAAUCGAUAUGGACACCCUAACCAUAAUGAAGUUGCCGCACAUCAAAUCCCUACUUUGCGACUUUUCGUUGGGUAUACAAAUACGUUUUGAACACAAUUUAGAACAAUGGCGAAAACGAAUUGGAAGACCGCUUAAAACCCCAACUAACAAUGAAACAAUGCGAUAUGAAGAAUUUAAAUUUACAAGGGCAACGGAACAAAAUUCAAAAUCCUCCAUAAACUUAAAAGAAAUUCUUAUGCAAAGUCAACCCGGACCAGAACUUUUAGAUAUAUAUCGUGAUAAACAAACCUUUUCCAAUCCCGAACGUAACUUUUUAAUUGAACUCAUUAUCAACUAUUAUUUGAAAAAUGAUUUAGCUUUCGAUUUAUAUAUAAGUUAUGAUUUGGAAAAUGCUAUAUGUUCACUCUUUCCAAAUGAAACUUUGGAUCAGUAUAGAAAAUCAAAGGAAGGUAAAAUUUAUGUUAAAUAUUUAGCAGCAAAAGCUAAAUAUCAAAACAAAGAAUGUAAGGAAAAUGAUGUGCUGUUAAAACGAGAAGAGGAAUUGACUUCGGAAAGUGUUAAGCGCUUUAAGAGAACUCAUGGAGCUGGCCAAAGCAACAUGACUACAGAUUCUACUAGUGGCAAUAAAAAUAUGAAUUCUUCUGUUGCCUCAGGAACUCCAACUGAAAUCCUCCUACAGACGGUGUAUAAUGACUGUAAGAAGUUUGUUAAAAUCUUUGAGCCUUUCUUAUAUCAAGAUUUUUUCUCUGCAGCCUGUUCCACUUUUAAUAUAUUGAACCGUGCCAAUUUCUAUGCAGCUAUUAAUGAGUGUGAAAUUUCGGCAAAUGAUUUUAAAAAUAUCAUUUUACAAUAUUAUAAAUUACCCACUUUUUGCGUCGAAUUAAAGGAGAGAGUUAAUCAUGUUGUAGAUGCUAAAGUAGAACACGUUGAAAACACCUGUUCUCAAGCCGAUUACUAUACACAUUCAAAUCCUUAUCCAGCCGCAAAGUCCUUUAAUGCUAACGAACCACACAAUACAACGGUACAGAUAAUCGUUAAUCAUUUACCAGAUGCCAAUGAUAUACGUAAUAUACCUUCACUAUUGCCCAUAGUCAAAAUGUCCGAUGAUGGUAGACCCUUGGAAAAUAAACAUCGGACUACUAUUGCUAAAGCCAUCAUAGAUGAAUGUCUAAAUUUUCAACCUGAAAGAGUACUCAAACGUCAGGAUUUCUUUACUCUAACCGAUAAUCUGAUACAGGCAUUUCCCAAUGAAAUCGCUUCGGCCUAUUUUAUACCCUCACAGCCCAAUCAUGCGGCUCGUGGUAAACUCUGGAAUGCGUAUAAUAACAAACGUAGUUUCCUAGGUAGCUCGGGUAUAGUGCAACGACGUCAGCAUAGUAAUGCCAAGCGAAAACAUCAAUCGGAUGAAGAUGAGGGCGGCAGUGAAAGAACUAAUGACAAAACUUACCACACAGACAUUGCGAUGGAAUGUAAGGAUUUCGCCAUAAAUUCAAUACUUGACUGGGAUACUUUACAACAGAAAUGGUCGGAUAGUCAUCAAGAGAGAAGAAAUGAGCUGAUACGUGAUAAAAUGCCACCACAAAACUAUAUGCAAAAGUAUUCCAUAUUAAAAUCUAAUCGGGGCAUUGAUUUAAUGGAAAUUGAUGUUAAUAUUUUACAUCCCACUGUCGUCAAUAUUAGUAAUUGGUUGGCGCUGCAUGAGAAAGUUAUAGAAAUGGGUCGUAAACUGCAAAAGAUAGAGCAGUUACCUAGGAUUUUGGAAAAUAUAAAUAGUUCAAAUGAUGAGAAAUAUCGCGCCAGUUUAGCCUUAUUAAUACUACCCUAUAUAUUUCCCUAUAAUGCCCGACGCAAUGAAUUCAAUGAAAAGGCCUCCAAAGUUGAUAUACAAAAGAGAUUUAUUAAAGAAUAUGCGUCUCUGGACGAUUUAAGAGCCGACACCGAAUGCGCCGAUUUACAAAUACGCUUUGUCCACUUUAGUCAGCAAAUAAACUAUGCGGAAUUCAAAAUUUGUGGUCAUAUCUUUAAGUGUGUCGAUUUGCUUGAAGCCUUAAGUUCACUUUUCCAUUAUACGGUGGCUUUAAAUAUAGAAUAUCCUAAAACUUGUCUACACAUUUGGCAGUUUAUACAGUUGGCCAUAUUUCAGAUUGAAAUACAGGGCUGUAAGCAGCCAAAUGUGGAGAGUACUAUUAAUGAUUUGUAUAUGAUUUAAUUUGGAAAGGAAAUUAUAAUAAAUUAGCGUUAAUAUUAAAUAUUUAUAACAAACUUGAGCGUAAUAUUGUUUAAAUAAACUGCCCCUGGACUUGUGAAA